AUGGGAGAUGAAUACUACCUCUCAGCAAACGAGGCUGCCCUAGCGGUGGUGGCCACAGCCAUGAAGAAGGCCCGUCUACGGCUAGAUACUCUAUGCGUGAACUCACUUAUGGGAGGGAUACUAUUUUCUAGUGGAGGGAUGAUUCAUAUUAUGGCUCAAGGAUAUAUGGGGUCUAUUUUCCAGAAUGAUCCCGGUGUGAUUAUGUUUAUACAAGGGUUGGUAUACCCUAUAGGAUUGUUUUAUGUUGUGAUCAUGGGGGUUGAUCUUUUCAAUUCCAACGUUUUAUUUUUCAGUACUGCCGUGGUAAGAGGUGCAGUUAGUAUAUUGGAUUUAUGCAUAAGUUGGUUUGUUAGUUGGUGGUUAAAUUUGGUUGGGAAUAUCUUUGUGUGUUAUGUUAUUUCAACUUAUUCAGGUGUUGGUACUACGAAAAGUUUUAUUCGUAGUGCAGUCGAGAUUGCUGAAACAAAAAAUGCUCAUGGAUUUGUUCAAACACUUUUAAGAGGUGUUGCAGGCAACUUUUAUGUUAGCAUGGCAAUCUAUUUACAAUUGAUGGUAAAACCAUUGCAUGUUAAGUUUUUCAUGUUGUUAUUACCAAUUUUCACCUUUGUUUCCCUUGGAUAUUCCCACGUAGUUGCAGAUAUGUAUUUAAUGGUGAUGGGGUUGAUUAAUCAUGCUGAUGUUACAGUGGGGGAAGUGAUAUGGAGAGUCUUCAUACCCGGAACUUUGGGGAAUAUGAUUGGAGGAUCUGCAUUUGGAAUUGUCGUAACAUGGUAUUUGCAUUUAGUGGUUGUGGAAAGAGAUCAAAGAGAAUUGAACUUACCUCAAUAUGAUGUACGGGAUGAACAACCUGAACUUAAUCAAGAUUCACGUGUUGUUAGGAGACCUCUACAAAUCUCUACAGAAGAUGAUGAUGAUGAGCCCCUAGAUGAGGAACCUGAAUACAUCAAUGACAAAUUGGGUGGUAUUAGAGAAGAAGAACCUUCAGAUAGUUCAGAUUCUUAUCGAGCUGAAGCUCCCCAAGCAUUAUAUGAAGAUAAUUUAUCUCGUAUGAAUACCAGAUCAACAGGAAUAUCUCGACUCAGUAAUAUGUCAUCUUAUAGACGACUUCGUUCACCCAAAAACGUCUUCCCAGUUUAUGGAAUGGGAAAUGCUGGCAAACGGGAAAGAGAAAUUGCUGGGGAAUUUGCCCUGAAAGUGAAAUCAAGGCAUUCAGGAGAAAUUGAUUCAAUGCUUCUGCGUGCUGCUACUACCACAGGCACAGUUGAUCUGGGAGCAAAUUAUUUAGGUGAAACUUUGAAGCGAGUAAUCACCAGAUCAAAAGUACAGAAAGAGGAACGAGAUAUAGAGGCUCAACGCAUCGUGUCUCCUUGUCCAUCAUUUUCUUCGUAUCAUUCAAGACAUCUGACUGGCGUACCUAUUAAACCUUUGAGGUCUGUUAGUGUUGACAAUGUAAAUAAGCGAAUGUUACAAGCAGGGAUAACUCCGAAGGCAGCCAGAGGUGCCAAUGAAGCCGCGGGAAUCGAUUCCAUGACUACUCGUCCUCGGAUGUCAUCAGCUAUGGGAGAAUCAGUAUCAACUGCUCAUACAAUCGACCUGAUAGAUAGUGAGAGACAAGAGCCCAAAGGUAGCACUCAAUCUCAGUUUGAUGUAAAAGAUUUUUCACCACAGAAACCAGCAUAA
Molecule: messenger RNA, 1680 nt
Organism: Lizanozyma spartinae
Lineage: Eukaryota; Fungi; Ascomycota; Pichiomycetes; Serinales; Debaryomycetaceae
Exons: 1
Coding region: 1-1680 (559 amino acids)
Biological process (GO): transmembrane transport; nitrite transport
Cellular component (GO): membrane
Molecular function (GO): high-affinity secondary active nitrite transmembrane transporter activity
Source: RefSeq, a predicted model, not a curated record